Molecule: messenger RNA, 550 nt
Organism: Bursaphelenchus okinawaensis
Lineage: Eukaryota; Metazoa; Nematoda; Chromadorea; Rhabditida; Aphelenchoididae
Source: the annotation of a GenBank genome assembly
AUGAGUGGAUUCAACCAUUGUAUUCUGGAAGAAGCUGGCUUGCUUAUGGUCAGAAGUAAGGUUAUAUAAUAGUACUAAAGGAUAAAAAGCUAGUUUUUUAACUAUGUAAACAUACUGUAGUAAAAGACGGUUUAGAAUAUAUUUAAAUUUCUAUUUCAGAUAAAGCUAACGAACACUUUGGCUACAAUAACAUCGAGGUAUACGACUUACAAACUCCAGAAAAGCUUUAUGAACGUUCGCUAGAUAACAGAGAUGAUAUGUGGAAGGGAUCUUCAAACUUCUCCAUAGUAAAUAUAAACACUGGCGAAGUAAGUAUUAGAUUAGAAGAUUUUACUAUCAUUAUAUGAAGGCUAUAUACUAUCAUAUUAUAUUUUUGAGGUUUCUAAGAUUAAAUAACAAGUUAAAGGUUCAUUGUAUAUACAUACGUCAAACUGCACUUUUUGAAAAUCGUACUAACCAUAAUUGUCAUAUUCAGCACAUCAUUUACAAUCCUAUUGAGAAAAAAAGUCUACUCGAGGUUUGUCUAUUGUCGGUGUCCGGACACACAUGA